Molecule: messenger RNA, 2388 nt
Organism: Striga asiatica
Lineage: Eukaryota; Viridiplantae; Streptophyta; Magnoliopsida; Lamiales; Orobanchaceae
Source: the annotation of a GenBank genome assembly
CUCUCUCUCUCUCUCUCUCUCCCGAUAGUUCGUUCUUUCAAGAAAACAUCUUUUGCUGAAUAUUUCUUUUUCAAUAAUCAAUUUCUGAUAAUACGAUAGUAGUUACAUACUUACAUGGAUGAUUCAUUCCAUUUAUGGUUUUUCCUUUUCCUGCUUCCAUUUCUCAAAAUUUUUCUCGUUUCAGGCCAGCAAUGGGAUAGCCUUAUGAUCGCCCAAUCCGAUUACAACGCCCUGAAUGCCCUCAAACACGAGCUUAUCGACUCAAGAGGCGUCUUACGAAGCUGGAACCGAACCACCAUCAAUCCUUGCUUGGGCUGGGCCGGGAUCAAAUGCGUCAAAGCCCGAGUCAUAGCCAUCCAGCUCCCAUGGAGAGGACUAAGCGGACAAAUCUCCGAAAAAAUCGGGCAGCUGAGAGCACUUCGUCGUCUUAGCCUACACGACAAUCUUCUCUCGGGUCCCGUGCCCGAAUCACUAGGCUCUCUCCCUAACCUUAGAGGCAUUCAUUUGUUCAAUAACCGCCUUUCGGGCUCCAUACCUCCUUCCAUUGCUGCUAACUGUUUGCUUCUUCAAACGCUCGAUCUUAGCAAUAAUCGGCUAACGGGAUUUAUUCCCCCGAACCUCACUAACUCGACCAGAUUGUAUAGGCUUAACUUGAGCUCCAACGAGCUUUCGGGCUCGAUCCCCGUGAGCCUAGCUCCACCCCACUCUCUCACUUUUCUUGCUCUUCAGCGUAAUAAUCUCUCGGGGAGAAUCCCGGACGAGUUAGGCACUCUUUUUCGACGACUAACUUGGAUUGAUUUAUCGAGAAACAAUCUCAUGGGUGAAAUUCCAGCUUCAUUGGUUGCAUUAUCAAAUCUAUCUUCUUUUAAUGUUUCCUACAAUAAUCUAUCGGGCCCUGUCCCUUCAUUUCUAGCUAACAAGUUCAACUCGACCUCGUUUGUUGGCAACAUUCAGUUAUGCGGAUACACUGGCUCGAAGCUAUGUCCCGAUAAUAAUAGUUCAUCUUCCUCUUCCCAAACGGGCCUCAAACAUAUAACAUUAAGCACGAGGGAUAUUAUUCUAAUAGCAGCCGGUUCCCUUUUAAUUGUUUUACUAAUAUUCUGCUGUGUGCUUCUCUGUUUCUUGAUCAGGAAAAAGGCAGCCUCAAAGGCGGCUACCAAGGGCAAAACAGGAACUUCAGCCCCAGUCAUGGAAGAAAUGGCUGCCGCCGCUGGUCCAAGCCUCGACAAUGGGGGCAAAUUAGUCCAUUUCGAUGGCGACUUUAUAUUCACUGCUGAUGAUUUGUUGUGUGCUACUGCAGAGACUAUGGGAAAAAGCGUUUACGGGACGACUUACAAGGCGACUUUGGAGGAUGGAGAUAAUACGGUUGCUGUCAAGAGGCUGAGGGAGAAGAUCACAAAGCCGCAAAAGGAGUUCGAGUCUCAAGUCUCGCUGCUCGGGAAAAUCCGGCAUCCCAACAUCUUGGCUUUGAGGGCUUAUUACUUGGGACCUAAAGGCGAGAAGCUACUCGUCUAUGAUUAUAUGGCUAAUGGGAGCCUUGCAUCUUUUCUUCAUGCUAGAGGGCCUGAAACGAGCAUCCCGUGGCCCACAAGAAAGGCGAUAGCCGUGGGAAUAGCCCGCGGGCUAUCUUUCCUCCACACAGAGCAUAACAUGGUGCACGGGAACCUCACGUCAAGCAACAUCUUACUCGACCAACACAAGUGCCCGAAAAUCGCGGAGGUCGGCCUUUCCCGCCUCGUCACCAGCGCCAAUCUCAUAGCGACAGCUGGCGCAACGGGUUACCGGGCCCCGGAGCUUUCAAAACCGAGGAACUCGAGCGCCAAGUCAGAUGUCUUCAGCCUUGGCGUGAUCUUAUUAGAGCUCCUGACCGGAAAAUCUCCGGGCGAGACAGGGGACGGGCCCAACUUGCCCCAAUGGGCCUCGUCUGCCAUGAAAGAGGAGGAGAGCAGCGCCAGUCGAGUAUUUGAUGCUGAGCUGUCGAGGGAUGUGGCAGAUGGAGAUGAAUUGCUCGGUGCUUUGAGACUCGCGUUGAAUUGUGUCGACCCUUCUCCUGCAGUCAGGCCCGAGGCCCGGCAAGUUCUGCAAGGCCUCGAGGAGCUGAGGCCCAAAGAAGAAGUCGCGAUAAGGCCCGUUUCGGGGGAUGUUUGACCGUUUUUAGUUUAGUUGUGCGUUCAUCAUAUACUAAUACUGCUAUUUUGCUUGUUCAUUGAUUUGUCGUUUAAUAAUAUAUAUAUUCGUUGUAAGUGUAUAUACAUAUGGUGAUAUUAUUCAUUAGAAUCCUUGAGGGUCAUGUAAAGAUAUGAUUUUCUCUUGAAUUUUUCUGUUUCAAUAAGAAGGCAACCAUUUUUUUCAGUUGAAGAUGUGCAAAUAGUAUUCACUUUCUAUUUU